Molecule: messenger RNA, 2283 nt
Organism: Clarias gariepinus (North African catfish)
Lineage: Eukaryota; Metazoa; Chordata; Actinopteri; Siluriformes; Clariidae
Product: IGFBP domain-containing protein
Exons: 4
Coding region: 427-1113 (228 amino acids)
Biological process (GO): regulation of signal transduction; regulation of cell growth
Cellular component (GO): extracellular region
Molecular function (GO): insulin-like growth factor binding
Source: RefSeq, a predicted model, not a curated record
UUGUAUGAAACACUGCAUCCAAGAUAAACCCUUAACAGUGGUCCCGGUGUUGAGGUCUGCAGUGGAGUUUUAUUAUGACCAUACCAUGCUCUUCUUAUAUAACCUGCUAAUCUCAUCUUUGCUAGUGGAGUGUGAUUAUCUUGACCUUGACAAAGGGGCUAGUCUUUCCACCCCCCAGGAACCAACGUUUCGAGAAAAAAAAAUGGUUCUAAGGUAGAAAUGGUUUUUGAAAGGGGGAAAAAAAACUGAAGAGAGACUGUAAAGAUAAGACUUGGGGCAAUUAACAGUAAACGUUCCUGUAGUAUUGCUUCAUUCAUUGGCUGUUUAGGGGGUGGAUGAGUGUGUCUGUAAGAGAGCACUUGGCCUUAGAUGCAGGGAUCUUUAUAUAAAAAAAGGAGUUGACUAUUCAGGCCAUUUCAUGUCAUCAUGGGUUACAGAGCAUUAUGUUUUUUGAUUGUGGUUUAUGCUGUAACAACUGUGACGUCCAGUUCAGGGAGCACCAGAUCCGGAUCGCAGGUUCUCCAAGCCUUGCAUUGUCCACCGUGCGAGCGCAUCCAUUGUUCACCUCGCAGAGCACUGAGGCUCCAGUGUAAAGGGGGUAUUACUACAGGCGUCUGCGGCUGCUGCCCUGCAUGUGCAAAACAAGCUGGGGAGAGCUGUGGAGGGACUUGGGACUACCUGGGGAAGUGUGAUGAAGGACUGGUGUGUGUGUACCAGGAAACUGCUGCGAGCAAUCCAGAUGCAGAGCACAAGGGGAUCUGCAAGUCAGUACUUGAAGUCCUUGAAAGAGACACGUGUCGUCCAGACUGCACAUGGGAAUUCUGUCAGGCAAACCCCAAUGAAAUCUGCUCAGCCAGGUCUGUGUCAGUGGAAAAGCGUGAGUGUGGAGGUUUUUGUCAGCACACCACCUGCACCAGCUGUUUGGUUCUCAGUCACCCAGCAUGUCCUCAGGCUUGCACUCAAACAGACCACGUCUGCCUGCAUCGUUUUGGGAGGUGUGUGCACAGUCACCUGAAAGCACACAGUCAGGCAAUCUGCCACCAAAACCUGCAGAGCAGCAGUGAGGGCUACUUCAUUUGUUUGGCUCCUGCUUGUCCAAAUGAAGCAAAAUAAUUUGAGGAGGAGUCAUCUCAGCCUAAAAUGUAGCAUAUUAAGGCAGCUAUUUUUUUUUAUAUGAUUCUUAAAGAAAUACUUUAAUUUUAGAUGGAAUAUAUAAAAAUAUAUGUUUUGUGAAAAUAUUUUGAUCCAUUAGUUUUUGUUUUAUUUCUGUGUAUUUGCAUUCACAGUGCUGAGAUGUUUGCAUACAUAUAAUUCAUAGUGAGCAGAUGUUUGCAUACAUAUAAUGCCACAAAUAUAAAAAAAUAUAUUUUUCAUGUGUAUAUAUAUAUAUAUAUAUUCCUCUCAUUUCAUUGUUCAUUGUUUCACUCUUGCCUUCUAGUGGGACUGAUAAUAUCUGAUAGUGUACUGUUAAGGCACAAUGUGACCUCAGGGAGAACAAGAUGCCCCCCUGGGACAAUCUCUCAAACCUAGUGGGCUGUUACUGAAUAACAGGGUAUUUAUGGAGCCGUAAUAAGGCAUUGAUCCAUGGGCCAGAAAAAAAAAUUCUAGACACACAAUAACAGUCUGUUCCUUUUGAUGUCUGGUUUAUAUCACAAUACACAAGAAAAGCAAAUGGUUAAUUCUGAUAAACAUGUCUGAGAAAUGCAGAUUUAUGGGUUUAUGAGGUGCAAAACAAUUAAGACUGCUGCUCAUUCUAGCGAAGAAGGGAAGUGAUCAAAGUCAAUGAGCAUUUUCUGCUCAGCAUAUAGGUGAAAAUAUUUUAGAAAGGUAAAAAAAAAGUUUUCUGUUUUGCUGUAAAUUAACAUAUGCAUAAGUUAGGAAAAAGUGCUGUCUUUUGGGGUCUUAUGAUUAUUAAGUCUAAAAAGAUGAUAUACAACAGCUUUACUGUAACAUGCCCCACCCUGCACUCAUUCUUACAAGAACUGGAUCCGGCUCCACCGCAGCCCUGACCAGGAAAAAGCCGUUACUGAUGAUAAAUAAAUAAUUUUAACAAUGAGAGCAGUCUUUACGUGCACCUGAACAAUCCUGCAUUAUCAAAGAUCAAAGCUUCAUGCACAUUUUUAUCAGCUACUAUCACCACUACGAUGAUAUGAAGAUUGCUGCUGUUUUUGACUGAUAACAAUGGAUAAAAUCAAAACCUGCAAUGCGUCUGGUACAAUAAAAGAGUUCAACAAAGACAAUAAUACCUUUUGUGCAUGAAGAUUUAAGAGACAUGACAAAAUC